UUUAUUGAAACAGUGUUGCCACCCUUACACUCGUCGAUUAGACCAGUUCGAUACACUGGUUCCGCGCGAAACCGCCCACCUCUAGUCCUUUUCACUUUAGCGAGGCGAAAUUGUCACAUUUACAUUUGACAAAAUUCGUCGACAACACCCCCAUAGACAUCAACAGUAGCAAGAGCAGCAGCAACCACAGCAACAGCCAAGAUGCCCAAGAAUAAAGGAAAAGGUGGCAAGAACCGUCGUCGUGGUAAGAACGAGAACGAGUUCGAGAAGCGAGAGCUGAUCUUCAAGGAGGACCAGCAGGAGUACGCGCAGGUGACCAAGAUGCUGGGCAACGGUCGUCUGGAGGCAAUGUGUUUCGAUGGCGUCAAACGCCUGUGUCACAUUCGGGGGAAACUUCGCAAGAAGGUGUGGAUUAACCAGGGCGAUAUCAUAUUGGUGGGAUUGCGUGACUACCAGGACUCGAAGGCGGAUGUGAUCUUGAAGUACACUCCGGAUGAGGCCAGAAAUCUGAAGACGUACGGCGAGUUCCCCGAAUCGGUGCGCAUCAACGAGACGGUCACGUUCGUGGAGGAUGGCUUCGAUGAGGACAUCGAGUUCGGCGAUGAGAUCAGUUCGGAGGACGAUGCCGAUUCCGUUGACAACAUCUGAUUAACAAGAAACAAAGUGGCGCCGGGAGGGACGACGACGGCGGGAGCGGCGGGUACGUCCGCCUCGGCAGCACCAGCAGCAGAGUCAGUUCGAGAAUAGUAGGAAUUUAACCAAUUGUAAAAAGCAGAAAGCCUGAAACCCCGAGUCCUGUUCGAGAACCAAUCAACCAUCCAAUCCAACCUAUGAAUCCAACAUCCACAGAGCGGCGCAGCGGAAACUAAACAACAUAGAGUUUAAAACAACAGAAACCAAAACUAUAGCAUCAGUUAAAUCUUAGCCACUUUAUUGUUCAAUAUUCUUAAAAAUUCUCUAACUUGGUAAUGCAAGUAGGUUCAAAAAUUCUAACAGUUUGAUUUAUGGCAGCCGCAAAACAACAAAUUAUACAAAACAAAUAGUACACUGUGCAAGUAAUACAACUAUGCGAAACAUAAACUAAUAUUAUUUGAAUUAAAAGAAAAAAACAAAGAAAAACAUAUUAGUUAUUAUUUACCUAACAAAUCUAUCCAUCUAAAUGAAAAAAAUUACAAAAAAACAAUAAUAUUAUUGAAAUCUGCAACUCAUACAUAUAAAAUAGGAGUUUAGCAAACACUAAUGUUUAAGACAAAAGGGAAGAAAAAUAUGAACAAUAGUCAGCGAAAGGAAACAGAGAGUUUCGAUUGUAGCUAGCUAGCGAGUAAGCAAAAUCAAAUCCAUGAGUUUUCGACAGAAAAAUCUAUGCUCCAUCCCCCAAGUGUUCCUUCUCAGCAUUUCGUCUCAUUUCUUGUUUUUAUUAUUCACCUGUGUUAUAUUUUGAUGGUUUUUCAUAGCGGUAUCAUAUUCCAAACGUCCUUUUGUUUUUGCUGUCCAUGCAUUCAGUUUUCUUUUUAUAGUUUUAACCUAAUUCGAACCAAAACUAUGGAUGUGUAAAAAGUAAUGAAAAUAUUGUUUUUGUAAUGAGUUGAGCUCCAAUAAAUGGCGUUGAUUAACCCGAAUGCAAAACAGCA
Messenger RNA from Drosophila ficusphila, 1631 nucleotides. RefSeq names its product eukaryotic translation initiation factor 1A, X-chromosomal (gene eIF1A). The transcript is spliced from 3 exons. Bases 202 to 648 code for a protein of 148 amino acids. The record is from RefSeq and is a predicted model, not a curated record. Gene Ontology annotation, cellular component: cytoplasm. Lineage: Eukaryota; Metazoa; Arthropoda; Insecta; Diptera; Drosophilidae. Gene Ontology annotation, biological process: translational initiation. Gene Ontology annotation, molecular function: translation initiation factor activity; RNA binding.